GCGUGGAACGAGGAGGCGGUCAAUUGACACUUCAAAUGGCGGCGAUGGGAGGGGGAGAUCAGGGGGGACAACAACAGUCGGAAUGGGCGAGAUUCAAAGAGGUUCGCAAAGCCACGCUGACAGGGACCUUCAUCAAAAGGAGAAUGGCACGAUGCAGAGCCGAAGGAACCACGAUUUGCAUGGAGAUCGGCCCGGAGAUGGCGAGGGUGCAUGUUACAUACCUGCGUGCACAUAUCGUCAUCAUAAGAUUCGGCGGUACACUGAAUGAGUUCUCCGCGGGAAUGAAAACAGACCUCAUUCGGCGAUGGGAAGACACGUGGCCAAAUAUGGCGCGCGGCAGAUUCCAAGGGAGAAUCACGGUAGACAACAAUGGGACAGCCACGUAUUGGGCACCGACGGCGCUGCUGCGGAACUGGAUGAUAGAUCGCCGAACAAAGGAGGAGGUGGUGAUCGAUGGCAAGACAUGCAAGGCACGCUUCUCCGCCUGGGAAACACCGGUGGAGAAGGAAUGGAACCACAUGAUGGAGAAGAAGAACCACCCGUGGGUCAAGUUUAUCAAUCCUUCGGCUUUGACAAGGCCAUACUUACACGUGGCAGCGAACCAAGUAUUCGGGGAGGUUAUCAAUGAUGACGGAGAGCAGAAUAUCGAUGAACAUGGGAAGGAAGAGAUUUGCUUUCAGCUGCGACCUCCGCUUAGACAAAUCGGCCUUCAACGACUUGCUAUCCGCCUCCAUUGCUACGGCCGACCGGAAGUACGAUAUCCCACCAGUGAAACGCCCUGGUGUACAUUAUGCCGGAGGCCGGGCCAUCUGGCCGGACAUACGCGCUGCCUCUCCGCACAUGAAACGGAAAGGGAACUAAGUAGAAGCUUGGGUGACGUGGCAGGGGCAUCUAAUGCAAGAUUCCUGUCGAGGAUGCAGAUACAUGAAGGAGCAUCCAAGGACGCAUCACCCCGAAUCUCGGAGCACGCAUCGAGACACUCUUCGCCGACAAGACGGAGACAACAUGAUGGAGCGGCAACUGCGGCACACCAUCAACAGCAAGACGACCGAUCAAGGACUGGGGUUCGCAGAGAUGAACCUCCACCACCGGAGAAUGGGCAGGUAACAGGCAGAGGGGGAAGACAGGAAGUAAGACAGGAAGAGAAAGAACGGAUGGAGAUAACACGAGGAGAGAUACAAGAAGUGCCAAUACAAGGAGGGGAGGGGGACGAUGGAAGCAUGAACAUGCAACAAGAAAGAAUGGAACAAGCACAAGGAGGGGAGGGGGGGGACGGGGACGACGAAAUGGACACUUCGUCCUCGCCGUUAGAACAGGAUCAACCGCUGAUGAGGCGAACAUAUGGAAGGAAGGAAGUGAUCCCCCCUCUGGAUCAUAUAAUGGAGGACCAUCAGACCUCAACAAAGAUGGCGACAACGGGGGAACAACAACGAAACAGGGAGCAGCAGACGGAUAUCGUACUGGGAUCAUCACAAAUGGAAGUUGAGGAGCCAGCUAGACUGGAAACAUCGCAGGAGGAGGGUCCUCCAAGACAACGCGAUACAAAUAGGGAGGAGAUGGCUAUGGAGGAUCCGUGAUAUUUCACAGCGAUGGCUGCAGGAAUGAG
This is a messenger RNA of Chara braunii, 1606 nucleotides long. Lineage: Eukaryota; Viridiplantae; Streptophyta; Charophyceae; Charales; Characeae. The record is from the annotation of a GenBank genome assembly.